Chrysoperla carnea is the source of this 2606-nucleotide messenger RNA. Its product is annotated as kelch domain-containing protein 3-like. Gene Ontology annotation, molecular function: protein binding; chromatin binding. The transcript has 5 exons. The record is from RefSeq and is a predicted model, not a curated record. Bases 137 to 1276 code for a protein of 379 amino acids. Lineage: Eukaryota; Metazoa; Arthropoda; Insecta; Neuroptera; Chrysopidae. Gene Ontology annotation, cellular component: cytoplasm.
CAAAACAAUCGAAGUAAUUAAAUGCACAAAAUGGGACAAAUAAUUACAACAUAUUAAAGAAUUAAAUGUAGUUAUUUAAUUAUAAACGCACAAUUAAAUAAAUAUUUCUAUUUAAAACAAAGUUUUAAUUAUUGAAAUGCAUUGGACAGUAAAAUUGGAUGGUGGGCCAAGACGCGUAAAUCAUGCAGCAAUCGCUGUUGGUGAGAAAAUUUAUUCGUUUGGCGGAUAUUGUACAGGUGAAGAUUCAUUUCGUACAAGGCCAAUGGAUGUGCAUGUAUUAAAUACAGCUAAUUAUCGUUGGUCAUUGUUACCAUCAAAUGAACGCUCGAACGCAUCAAAUGUACCUUUUCAAAGGUAUGGACAUACAGCUGUUGCAUAUAAAGGUGAAAUUUAUAUAUGGGGUGGUCGUAAUGAUUUGUUUGCUUGUAACCAGUUGUAUUGUUUUAAUCCAAUAACGCAUAAAUGGAGUAAUCCAAAGACUGGUGGCAAUAUACCUGGCGCUAGAGAUGGUCAUUCGGCUUGUGUUGUGGAUCACCAAAUGUACAUUUUUGGGGGAUUUGAUGAUGAAGCCGAUCGUUUUUCCCAAAGUGUCCAUGUGUUGGACUUACGAACAAUGACUUGGCGAUGUUUAAUGACAAAUAAUCCACCGCCAGCACAUCGAGAUUUUCAUUCAGCCACAGCUGUUGGUACUCGAAUGUAUGUAUUUGGAGGACGUGGUGAUCUCAGUGGUGCAUAUCAUACACAAGAAGAAACUUAUUGCCCAGAAAUUAUGUAUUUGGAUUUAGUUGCAAAUGAGUGGCAUAAACCAAAAGUUACAGGAGAAAAACCAUUGGGUAGAAGAAGUCAUUCAGCUUUUUACUAUAAUGGGUACAUAUACAUUUUUGGUGGAUUCAAUGGUAUAAUGAGUCAACAUUUUAACAAUUUCUAUCGAUUUGAUCCAAAAGCAAAUCAUUGGGCUCAAGUGAAACCUGUUGGAAUUCCACCGUGCCCACGUCGCCGACAAGCCUGUAUUGUAGUGGGUGAUCGAAUGUUUUUAUUUGGUGGAACUAGUCCAUUAACUUUAUGUACUGACAAUGCGGAUGCAGCUGGAGAAGAUCUGCUCGAUCAUAAUGAUUUACAUGUAUUAGACUUUAAUCCAACACUAAGACAAUUAAGUUUACUUUCUGUGAUAAAAAAUAAGUUAGAUCAGUCUAAGUUGCCUGAUAUAUUAAGAUGGGAAAUAAAAUCUAUUAUUACACCUAAUUCUAUAAGUCGGCAAUUGAAUUCUACAGGUUAAGGAGAUGAAUUAAAUUACAAUUAUAAUCAAUGUAAUAAAUAGCAUUUAUUUAAUUAAACACAAAUAAUUAAUAUAUAUUUUAAUUUAUAAAAUCAAAACAUAAAUAUAUAGAUUGUAAAGCUGUUUUACUAUCAUUGGACAUGGUCAGAACAAUCGAGUGCUGAUGAAGCUAAGUUUAGACCAAUUCAGGCCCGCUAAACAUAACUGACACUGCAUAUCUGAGGAAUAAUAUAUAUAGACAGUCAGCUCGAGCAUAGUUACAAAUUUUAACUUCUAAAAAACUUUUAUUUGUAAAACACAGAUAAAAACUUUUUACAGUCUACCAUUAAUUUAAAUAAAAUGCAAUACUAUUUAAUACACUAAAAAUUGAUUGGCAGACGCUUUUCUCGUGUACGAACUUCAACGAAACAAUAUUUUUUUUACUAACUAAUACAUAUUACUUAUGUUAAAGUUUUUACACGAGAAAACCGUCUGCCAAUCAAUGUUUAGUGUAUUAAAAAGUUUUCCUCUGUGUUUUACAAACAAAUGGCAAUUUUUAACUAAGCAUUAAUUCGUUAUGAAUGUUAUUUUAUUCAUUUUUCUGUUGCUUGUGGCUGUAUAAGAAUCCUCUAUCUUUGGCAGGCUGUAAAAAAUUGAUUAUGUUUUCCUGUUACGAGCUGACAGUCUAAUACACUUGUCUAGAUAUCUAAUUGUCUAAUGCACAAAGUACGCCGAACCUGAAUAAUCGAAAGUUCAAGGGACCACAUUCUCUUUUUUGUUUAUGAAGGUUUCUCACUUAAACCAAAUGUCAUAAAUAUGUAUGUAUUGUACAGUCAAAGAUGAGUAAGUGAUACCUAGAUAAGCGAGAAAACUCUAGUAAGCGAAAAGUCCUCGAGGGAAAAAGAACUUUCUCUUAUAAAGGUUCCUGUUUCUAAUUUAUAGAAGGCUAAAAUGACGAAACCUGGCAAUCAAUCCCAAUUUUAGAUCUUUUCUCGCUUGUCCAAGAUCUUAUUCUCCCAGGUUUGACUGUAUUUUACAUACUAUCUAAGUCUCGCCUAAUCUAGCUUAGUAUAUUUAUCUAAUAAUAUACUGGCUUUCUUAACUUAGGACUGUCAGGGCCAAGUUGUUUUGAACGCGAUCAUCUUUAACUUAGCUUACUGAACACUUUGUUCUGAAGGCGGCCAAUAUAAUAGAAUAAAAUUGUGUCCAAUUUUAUAAAAAUUGAUGAUACAAUUUAUUGUUAUUUGUAUAUUUUUUAAUAUAAAGUAAAAUGAAUUUAUAAUGGAUGCUUUAAAGUCAUAAAAUAGUCCUAUAUUAAGAAUUUAUUUAUUUAAUUUUAUUGAAUUGUAUA